CCGGAAGUAUCGCUCAUCUUCCCUGGCGCUCGCUCGUUCUAUUCCGUGUUGUGCAAAGGGCUGGUCGUCAUCUGUAAUACUGCAUGAUUGUGGAAUGACAUGCACAUUGUGAAUUUUGAUUAUUAUUUGUAAGCAAAAUGGAGAAAUAUUCGAACGAAUUUCCUGGACCGGCAGCGGAUUUCAGAGGGAACGAUGGGUCACUGGUAUCAGCACUGAAGACUUUGCUGUUUUUCACAAUCAUGAUGGUCACUCUGCCUAUUGGGUUGUACUUCGCGUCAAAAGCAUAUGUAUUUGAAGCGUCCAUGGGCAUGUCCAACAACGACAGCUACUUCUAUGCCGCCAUUGUGGCGGUGGUUGCAGUGCAUGUGGUGCUGGCGCUGUUCGUGUAUGUGGCCUGGAAUGAAGGAUCACGGCAGUCUCAUGAAGGAAAGCAAGACUGAGCACGUGUGGGAGAAAGAGAGGGAAUGAGGGAGAGAGUAAGUAAGAGAGAGGCAUUGUCUAUCUAUGGAAGCGGGGUUGGCUGUAGUGUGUUUCUAGGUCAGUGUUAUGCUUGCCUGAAACUACAGUUCACAUCAAUAGUGGUACACCUAAUGUGACACACAAGUCGCUUCCUCAAGUCACAGCCUCCUGUGUGAGUGUACGUCUGUCUGAAUUGAAUGCCUGUGUGUGUGUGUGUGUGUGUGUGUGUGUGUGUGUGUGUGUGUGUGUGUGUGUGUGUGUGUGUGUGUGUGUGUGUGUGAGAGAGAGAGAGAGAGAGCAUGUGAACUGUGUGCGUGUGCGUGUCUGAAUAACUGUGUGUGGGGUGUAGAAUACAGACCGCAGCAGUGCUUGCUGGGUAGUUUGCCACAAUUGCAUACUACAGCAGGGACCCUGCCCAAUGCAUAAAGGACGCUAAGGCUGGGGACUCACUGAUUCGUUUUUAAAUGAAAUGGAACAAGUUUGUGUGCUGUAACGGACCUUAGGUACCGCAGGGGUGAAUGAUGAAAUGGUGGAAAAUGGGGAAAGCUGUCAAUAACUAGUUUACUUGGCAUCACAGAACUAAAACAGCAGUUCCCAUUUAAUUAACCGAUUCCUGUUUGUUUACCAUGUAUUUCAUUUGUUUGGCUGGAAAAAAGCUCUGUCAUGUUUUGAUGAAGAAUACCUCAUGCUGUCCAUCACGCAUACUUCCCCUGUGAAUCCACCACCCCAAACCAGCGACACUGAAAAAUAAGGCAAGAGUCCUGCCAGUUCAUCUCAACUCUUUAGAGAGUGCAACUUAAUCAUCUGUGUUCCUGUCUAUUCUCAAUUUUUUGUUUUGUUUUGUGCAAAUGUGUUGUCUGCGCUGCAAAGUAAUUUUUUUCAUGUUGAUUGUAAUCAGAAAAACAGUCAGGUUUGCUGGAAAAUGUAACAAGGAAAUUGUGACUCUCAAGGUUGUAUUUAAUUUCUUUUGAUGUGAUGAAUAAAUGAGGUCGACCUGCAAGAAAA
Conger conger (European conger) is the source of this 1464-nucleotide messenger RNA. RefSeq names its product vacuolar ATPase assembly factor VMA21 (gene vma21). The record is from RefSeq and is a predicted model, not a curated record. Lineage: Eukaryota; Metazoa; Chordata; Actinopteri; Anguilliformes; Congridae. The coding region runs from base 138 to 440 and encodes 100 amino acids. Gene Ontology annotation, biological process: vacuolar proton-transporting V-type ATPase complex assembly. Gene Ontology annotation, cellular component: endoplasmic reticulum membrane. The transcript is spliced from 3 exons.